Molecule: messenger RNA, 822 nt
Organism: Aricia agestis (brown argus)
Lineage: Eukaryota; Metazoa; Arthropoda; Insecta; Lepidoptera; Lycaenidae
Product: geminin-like
Exons: 5
Coding region: 165-590 (141 amino acids)
Biological process (GO): regulation of DNA replication
Source: RefSeq, a predicted model, not a curated record
UUUCCGAGGUACAAGUCAAAUCCGUCAAAUUACUUCGAAAUUUCAUCCGAAGUGAACCUAUUUUGAGAUUAAAUAAUUCACGUAGGCCGUAGCGAUCACUAUUUUUGUUUAGAUUUGCCGACACAUCGGGCUCUUGCUACAUUACUCUGAAUACAAUAUUUUAGAUGCCCGAAGAGGAAACUAAACCAUCUGCCAUUAACACUGAGAAGGAGCUGGACUCCGAUGCACUGGACAGACCAAAGAAACUCUUAACUGAUUACUUCCCCAGAAGUAGCCCACUACGGAAAGAAAUGAUUGAAAAGAUAAUACAAACUGAUGAAGUGGUCAGAUUAUUAGAUGAAAUUAUAUCCGAAAGCCCUCCAGAUGAUUACUGGUGCAAAAUGGCUGAAAAGAAACGUGUGGAGCUGGAAGAGGCAUUGGCAGAGAAUGAAAGACUGUUUAAAAUAAAAGAUGCUUUACUCCAACAGAAUAAAUAUUACAAAAUGAUGCUGGAAGAGGCUAACACAUUUAUUACUGUGUUUAAGGAAGUGGCAGAUGAUGCGGCCGAUGAUACUGGAAUAGAAUUAGAAGAGAAUGAUAGUAGCGAAUAAUUUAUUUAUCUAGUCCCUAAUCAUUAUUAAAUUACUGUUUUAGAUUAAGUACCUAAUUGAAUGAAUCUUUCGAUCAAUGUGAAUAUAUCAAUCUGUCUGUUCAAGAAUGCGAUAUUGACAAUAUCUUAUUGUUUUUACAUAAAUGUUUAAAUUCAUUUUGAAAGUUAGUGAAUGGAAAGUCGUCACUCAUAGAUUUUAUUUUUAUUAAAUUAACAAUAUCUAUUAGUGAUUA